Salvia miltiorrhiza (redroot sage) is the source of this 1059-nucleotide messenger RNA. RefSeq lists its product as uncharacterized. The transcript is spliced from 3 exons. The record is from RefSeq and is a predicted model, not a curated record. Gene Ontology annotation, biological process: male meiosis II. Lineage: Eukaryota; Viridiplantae; Streptophyta; Magnoliopsida; Lamiales; Lamiaceae. The coding region runs from base 161 to 925 and encodes 254 amino acids.
GGUCACAUUUUUAAAAACCAACUGUGUAAAUCUUAAAGCGUCUCCCAAUUCUCCUCCAAAUCCCUCUACGCCAUUUCACACUGAAAAAUAUUCUCCACCAAAUUAAAAGAAAUAAAAGAAAAUCAAGAAAAGUUUUUGGCAAAGAAUCACUUCAUUCAACAUGGGAUGUUUUCCUGCUUGCUUUGGCCAUUUGAGGCGUGAUCUAACCACAAAAAAGGUCCAACAUCAGUGUUUGUCUCCCAGCAAUGAGCAGCAUGAAUCUGUGAAACUCUUAACAGAAAAAACAGAAUCACAGAAAGAGGAGGAGAUUGUUGCUAAUCCCAUCAAGCUCAUUUCACAAUUUGAAGAAGAAACAGUUUCUGAUGACUCAAAUGCCAAGAAAGUUAGUAAUGAGAGUGAAAAUGGCAAAGUUGAAAUGGAGAGAGAGAAAGAGAGAGAAGAGAGUUUGUUGAUGAGUGAGAAAGAAGAGUCUUGCUGCAGCUCUCUCUUCACUCUAUCCAUAGAUUCUAGGAGGCAAUUUUUUGCUGCAGAAAUGGGAGAAAAGGAGGUUAGCAGCCUACUCAAGAUCAAGAUCAACAACAACACAUCAUCUAAGCAUCAAGAUGAAGAGAAAGAGAGCAAAGAUCCCAUGAUAGAGGAGCAAAAGAGUGAUCGUCAGUGCAAAGGCAACGAGAUGGCGGUCGAGACGAGCCUCUCGAGCUGGUUAGUCGAUGCUGAGAAAUCGCCGGAGAGUGAGAACAACUAUGGAGCGAUUGCAGAUAUCAGCAAGUUGAAUGGGAUUUCAACACCAACACCAUGCUGCAGUGGAGAUGAGCAACCGGGCAUUGGGACGGUGGGCCGGUAUUGGCGGCAGAGAGGCGAGGCGACGAGCGGAGAAGUCUCGAGUGGUCUGACCGGAGGUUUGGCAAGUGUUGAGGCUUCUUAGUUUGUAUGUAAUUCUUAGCUCAGAUGAAUUGAUUUUCAGUUACAUUUAGGAACCAUUUGUUAUUUUUUAGAUACUGAUUCAUGAUGAAUAAGUUACAUUAGCAAUGCACAACAAAUAAAUGGAGUUUUUGCCCA